AACCAUGCCAACUAAUGCCAUUACGAGAACAGUCACGAGUAGUAGUUUGAUCAUUUUCAAUUCUGUAUAUGUUUCACAACGGAAAGGUCGCGCUUUUAUAGCACAUUCAAGAGGCGCGGAAUCUUAUCGAAUUUCGUUCAUCACAGAUUAUCUUAUACCUUUGAAGUGUUUGUUACUGAAAUACGUUCUAAUUUGGGUUUUAUUCGUAGAAGCGUUUCAUUAAAAGCCAUCUAAUGACAUUAAAGUUAAUGGAAACAGUCGCUUAAUUUUCUUCUUGACAAGAGGUCCAUGUGCAAAUUUCAUCUGAUUUAAUUUCUGCGUUCACAAACUGAUUAGCAUGCACGUAAGCGCUUGUGCGUCCUGGGUUACACUCAAAUGCUUAAACCCGAAAUAAUUACUACUGAUUUCAUAGUUCCACACCCGUCUGUAGCAACGCAAUUUUGACGCACCUUCCAAUUUGGGGCUUUGGGCACUUUUUAAAAGAUAGUAAAUAAAGCGGCGCAUACAGAAAAUUAAUAUGACUUUUGGCAGUGUACUUUAGACAUUAAGGAUGUAAAAAACUGAAAAACUUCUUUUUUUAUAUUCGAUUUGACCUAGGAAGCUAUUCAGUCAAGAAUUUGGUAACUGGCUUUUCUUGGGAAGCUCUUUUUUUCUCCUCGGUCUAUUUUUAUUUUUAUUCGAUGAACUAUGCAAAAAUAUGCGUAGUGGUCUAUACAAUGGAAUUUUUACCAAAUGAUAAGGUACUACAUAGAUAACUAUUUUUGUUUCAAGUGUUUUGUUAUUAUGAUCGUGAUAUCAGAUUAUUUUAAGUUACACAACCAUGAAAUAAAUAGUACGUGUCCUAUAUUGACGAUGUUGGCUUGUUAUCUUUAAAUCUUAAUUUCAAACUUCUGCCGUUGCAGAAAACGGGAGUGUAGGUAAAGAGGCAGGGUAACGAAACAGGCCCGUGACCAAGAUGAAGUAGCAGGAUUGGCAAGUAUUCUUCUAGGUGGGGCCUUGAAAACGAGGAGUCAGGAGCUGAUGCCCCAAAAUCCUCAACACUUUCGGACUUUCUUCAGUUUUUCGCCAAUAUAUCUCCUACAUAACGCAUCCUAGCGAAAACUUUACAACAAGACCACCUAAUGAAAAUAUCACAAAAAUGUAGUUCAUCGAGUAUUUUUGUUUCCUUUGCCUUUUAUAAGUUAUAACGGAAUUGGGAGAGGGAGGUUAGUAAGGGCAGUUUCUAUCGAAGGACCUCUAGGAUGCGCGGGAGUUUACUUGGAGUUCCGGAAACCCGAGAAAUGCGCACAGAAUGGUUUGGGCGACCCUUGAAAUCCUAAUAGUUUUGAAGCAUUCCUCGUAACACCUUUAAAAAUCCUUAAAGAUUAAGACUUCAAGGCUCGUUUAGAAUGCGCUAAUUAAUAAAGACUAAAACACUCUAGAAGGCUGUUAAAUGCUGUUGAAAUUAUUUUUGUGACUCUUGAAACUUUUUCAGGGAUAAUGAUACGUUUUAAACGCACUAAAAACUCUUCGCGACUCGAAUAUUAAGUCGGUUAAAGCUUUUGAAGAUUUUUAUAAUGAGUCUCAAUCUCAAUUGAUCUUGAAGGCUUUUGAACACUCAUCAAGCUGAACAUUUUUGCUACUUUAUUUGAGAGCACCCUGUGUAUUAGCUUUAAUUAUGCAAAGUAGUUCUUUUAUUUGCGAUUAGUUCUUCUAUUCAAGGAUAGUAGUUCAGCUGUAUUAAAAGUAGUUGUACGUGGGUGGACAAUUUUAGAGUUUUUUUAAAUUAAAAUGUGCAAAUAAUUUAACGUAAAAACAGCAGUACACGCUUAAAUAAGCGUAAUACCUCCCAAAAAAACUUCGGGCUUCAUGAAUUACCGGGGACCUACAUCAAAAGUGAGGUUACGCCAUGAUUUUGAAACUGCAGCGAUUAGUGGCGAAGACUUAUAAGGGCCCGUUAAUUAUUCGCUCGCGUUUGUUGAGCGGAAACCGCCUAUUGAACGACGAUCUUACGCCCGAGGUCAAGCACGAGAUCGAGAAGCGCUGGAAGUCGCGAUUAAAGUUUAGAGAGUACGACGAGAAGUCCGCGCUGGAAAAGUACUACGUGCUCUCGAUGUUUCCGUAUCCCUCCGGAAAUAUGCACAUGGGCCACGUACGCGUGUAUACGAUUAGCGACACGAUCGCCCGAUUUCAACGUAUGAACGGUAAAAAUGUAAUACAUCCUAUUGGGUGGGAUGCGUUCGGUCUUCCGGCGGAGAACGCGGCGAUCGAAAGGAAGGUGGCACCCGACGAAUGGACCGAGCAAAACAUCGCCCACAUGAAGGAGCAGCUGCGUCAGCUCGGCUGUACCUUCGAGUGGAACCGCGAGUUGGCGACCUGCGAUAAAAAUUACUACAAGUGGACGCAGGACCUAUUCCUCAAGUUGUACGACAACGGGCUCGUGUACCAAAAGGAGGCGCACGUUAAUUGGGACCCGGUCGAUCAGACGGUGCUCGCGGACGAACAGGUCGACGAAAACCAGCGAUCGUGGCGUUCGGGCGCUAAAAUUGAACGAAAGCUACUGAAACAGUGGUUUGUGCGUACAACGCGCUUCGCUCGUGACCUCUACGAGGGACUCGACGACCCCGCACUUAGAGACUGGCACGACAUUAUUAAAAUACAAAAACACUGGAUCGGGGAAUGUAAUGGGGUCGCGUUCGAUUUUCCGAUCGUUAAUCACGACCCUCUUCGCCUGUGGACACCCCACCCCGAGCGAGUGACCUGCGCGAAAUUCGUCGCAGUUUCACAAGGACACUCGCUCGCGCGGCACGAAGGGGCGCCACUUACCCCCGGCACGAAAAGACUCGAACUCACCGCGACUAAUCCAUUUAACGGCGACUCACUACCGAUCUUUGUAACCGAUCUGGUCGACUACCACGAAGGUUGUGACACUCGCAUCGGCUUACCGAUAAGCUCCGAGCGCGAUCGGGAAUUUUGCGACCGUUUCAAAAUCGCAUACGACUCGCGAGAUUCGCCGAUCGACGUUGCGGUCGUGUGCGACAGGGCGCGCGAGUUGGGCGCCGGCGGGUACUGGACCAGCGCGAAGCUACGCGAUUGGCUCAUAUCCAGGCAACGGUACUGGGGAACGCCGAUUCCCAUCGUCCACUGCGAAACGUGCGGGCCGGUUCCCGUAUCCCAACUGCCGGUCGAGCUUCCCAAGCUGACCGGCAGGUGUUUGGCCGACGAGUCCGAUUGGGUCAACACGCCGUGCCCCAAGUGCGGAUCGAAGGCGCGACGAGAAACCGACACGAUGGACACUUUCGUCGACAGCUCCUGGUACUACUUGCGCUACCUAAACGUGAAAAAGGACGGCAUGUUCGAUGUCGAGAGAGCGAGGACCAUGAUGCCUGUCGACUUGUACGUUGGUGGAAAAGAGCACGCGACACUCCAUUUGUACUACGCGCGGUUUGUUAGUCAUUUUUUGUACUCGUUGGGCCUGCUUCCUGAGAAAGAGCCUUUCAAGCGAUUAUUGGUACAAGGAAUGGUCAUGGGGAGGAGCUUUCGGAUUAAAGGAAGUGGGCAAUAUGUACAUGGUGAUCGAGUACAAAUUGUAGAUGCAAAACGGCACAAGGCGAUUCACAAAGACACAAAUGAAGCGGUGGUCGUAACAUGGGAGAAAAUGAGCAAAUCGAAGUACAACGGCGUCGACCCCUCAAACAUGUUCGAAGAGUACGGGGUCGACACCACUCGCCUUCUAACAUUGGCCGACGUCGCGCCUACGUCACACCGCAACUGGAACAGUAGCACGUUCCCGGGAGUUUUAAACUGGCAAAAACGCCUCUGGCUGACCGUACAGGAGUUCCUUAGUUACCGCCAGUCGCCACCGCCCACGAUCGGCGACGAGGAGUUCAAGCGACACGACGAUUACCUUUUCGACUCCCGAAAUUACUACGUCAAGGGUGCCAACUUUAAUUUCAACGCCGCCUACCAAUUCAACGUGGUCAUAUCGAAAAUGCAGGGACUGACGAACAGUUUGAGGAAGGUACCGCCGGCGCUCUUCGCGCGCAGUUUGCAGUUUGAGCGCGCGCUGGGCGACCAGCUGAUUAUCAUCGCUCCGAUGGCGCCGCACUUCGCGUCCGAGCUGUGGGAGGCGUACGCCUCCGCCGAGAACCGUCUAAGCAGGGAGGUGCGGUGGGACAAGGGCGUCUUCGAACAGAGUUGGCCAGUCGUCGAUUACGACUACGGUUUAGAUCUCAUCUGUCAGGUGAAUGGCGCCGAGUGUUGCGUGGUGAAAAUUCCCAGGCGGAGAUUAGAGGCGUUGAGCAAAGAGGAGGUUUUGGAAAUCGCGUUGCAACAGAAGGAGGUGGAGGAGGCGUUGCGUAGGAGGCAGUAUGCGAAGUUUGCCUACAGGUUGCAGCCUAGCUAUGAAGGGUUAAUUAAUAUUGUCGUUCCGAAAGGGGCGGAGCCAGUUCCUGUUGUAAAUAAAUGUUAAUGACGUUUUUAUUGUCAGCUCACAGGAUUUUUCACAUUUUCUGUGGGAAAAAUUUUGGAAAAACUGUUUUUGGUUUUAUUUGGAUCAGACAGACAGAUAGACGAACCAGUGAUAAAUAAUUCUAUUGAA
Messenger RNA from Photinus pyralis (common eastern firefly), 4579 nucleotides. It is a transcript of the gene LeuRS-m, whose product is annotated as probable leucine--tRNA ligase, mitochondrial. The record is from RefSeq and is a predicted model, not a curated record. Gene Ontology annotation, biological process: mitochondrial translation; leucyl-tRNA aminoacylation. Gene Ontology annotation, cellular component: mitochondrion. Gene Ontology annotation, molecular function: aminoacyl-tRNA deacylase activity; ATP binding; leucine-tRNA ligase activity. The coding region runs from base 1889 to 4450 and encodes 853 amino acids. NCBI's taxonomy places the organism in Eukaryota, Metazoa, Arthropoda, Insecta, Coleoptera, Lampyridae. The transcript has 8 exons.